Molecule: messenger RNA, 6507 nt
Organism: Lethenteron reissneri (Far Eastern brook lamprey)
Lineage: Eukaryota; Metazoa; Chordata; Hyperoartia; Petromyzontiformes; Petromyzontidae
Product: DENN domain-containing protein 5B-like
Molecular function (GO): small GTPase binding; guanyl-nucleotide exchange factor activity
Source: RefSeq, a predicted model, not a curated record
UCUCGUCAAAUAUGGCGCGGCGGGCAGGACGCAGGCUGCUGCUGCUGCUACUGCAGCUGCUGCGGCUGCUGUGAUUCAAAGAGAAAAAAGACGAUUUUGUUUGUUUGGUUGUCAAUUUUAUUUUGACUAAAAAAAAACAAGCACGUUGCGUUUUUUAGUCGUCGCAACGCCGCUAAAUUAACGCUCGGAGUGUUUUUUUGUUUGUUGCUAUUAAGCCAUUAGCAUUGCCUCCCGUCAAAGUGUUGAGAGAGGAGGGGACAUCGUCCAUCGCAGAGUCCGGCCCCCUCUCGUGUCGCCGCCGCCGCUCUUUCUCUCUCGGUGGGAAAGCGACGAUGGUGAUGAUGAUGAUGGUGGCGAUAACGCUCUGGUCGUAACAACAACAACAGCAGCAGCAGCAAGCGAUCAGACAACAGCAAGGUCGAAGAGAUCAGGCGAGACGUGUAACGCACAAGCGGGAAAAGAUGAACGCACAGAGCCCUCCCGGGUGCCGCUUUGUUGACUAUUUCGUGGUGUGCGGACUGGACCCCGACACGGGCUUGGAGGCCGACGAGCUCGCAGCUCUGAUCGAGUGGCUGAAGGAUGAAAAAAGCGGAGCCCCUGUGGCUGCAGGUUCCAGAGAGGGAGGUGCUCAAGGAGAAGAUUUCGAGGCCAGCCCACUGCGGAGGACGUUUAAGUCGAAAGUCCUUGCUCAUUAUCCGAACAACGUGGAAUGGAACCUCUUUGACCAGGAUGCAGUUGGCAUGCUGUGCAUGCCCCGGGGCCUGUCGUUCCGGACACAGGCCGACAGGCGCGACCCGGAGUUCCACUCGUUCCUUAUCACCCGCGAGGACGGCUCGCGCACCUACGGCUUUGCGCUCACCUUCUUCGAGGAGGUGCGCAGCGAGCCGAUCCGUGAGGCCAUGCAGACGCUGUACGCCAUGCACCGCGCCGAGCAGGUGGGCGGAGGUGGGUGCGGAGGCAGCGGCGGCCUCUACGGCGCCCCGUCGCCCGGCUGCAGCUCCGAUUCGCUCGUCACGUUGGCGGAGAGCACGAGCAGCGACUUUGGCGACACCGACUCGGCCACCGGACUCUCGACGUCCAUCCUCAGGAUGCGGCACAGCGCCUCGUACGACAGCUCGCGGGACACCCUCUUCACGUCCAAGUGCAUCUGCCUCAUCGCGCCGAUGCCCUUCGUUCAGGCGUGCCGCAAGGCGCUGACGCAGCUGCACACGGCGGUGACGUCACCCCAGCCUCCGCCGCUCCCGCUCGAAAGCUACGUGUACAACCUGCUCUACGAGGUGCCCCUGCCGCCACUCGGCCGCUCCCUGCGUUUCUCCUCCGUCUACAUGCCCCCCGUGGUGUGCCAGCGGCCCGGCCCCCACGAGCUGCCUCUCUUCGACUACUGCCUGCGCGAGGUCUUCGAGCUGCUGGGCCUGGAGAAUGUGGUGCAGCUGUUCACCUGCGCGCUGCUCGAGCACCAGAUCCUGCUGCUAUCGCGCGACUACCAGCGGCUGAUGGUGGUGGCAGAGGGCAUCAUGGUGCUGCUCUUCCCAUUCAGCUGGCAGCACGUGUACGUGCCCAUCCUGCCGGCAUCGCUUCUGCACUUCCUCGACGCUCCCGUACCGUACCUCAUGGGGCUGCAGAUCGAUGGUGAAAUGGGCCGCAAUGGGCUGGAGCUCCCUCAAGAGGCGAGCUUGUGCCUGGUCGACGUUGACAACCGCAGCCUGGAGCUGCCCGAGGAGCUGCCCCAGUUCCCCAACAAGCUCGAGUUUGUCCAGGAGCUCUCCGAGGUGCUGCUACGCUUCGGCGUUCCGCCCGAGGGGAGUCUGCACUGCAGCGACAGCGCCGCUCACCUACGCAGCCUGUCGCUGCUCGGCCAGACUACGACCUCCCCUCCUGCGUUGGGGAACCGCCUGGGAACGCUGCCGACGCUUGGCAACCAGAACCAUCUUACGAGCGAGGACCGGCGGAACGGAAACGUGGUGCCAAACCCGCGCGGGAUGGAGGAACUGCUGAAGGGAAACGAAACGCUGGCGCGCGUGCAGGCGAUAGCGAAGAGGACUGGGUUGAAUUUUGACAUUUCUUACUCGCUGAAGCGUCAAGGAAGUGAAAACCGCUUGGAAGGUCGAGGGGAAGGCUUCGACGGUUCGGAGGCAAGCCAAGAGCUGCUAGAGCAGAAGUUGAACAUUCACGUGCGGGAGGUCUUCGCCAACCAGUUCACGCAGCUGUUCGCCGACUACGAGGCCUUCGUCAUCCAGCCCACGCAGGACAUGGAGGCGUGGAUCACGAGCAGAGAAAACAUGCAGAACUUCGACAAGGCUUCGUUCCUGUCGGAUCAGCCCGAGCCCUAUCUGCCCUUCCUGUCGAGCUUCAUCGAGACGCAGAUGUUCGCGACGUUCAUCGACAACAAGAUCCUGGCGCAGUGGGAGGAGAAAGAGUCGCUGCUGCGAGUGUUUGACGCGCGCGUAGAGAAGAUGCGCGUGUACGGCGUGCGGGCGCCACUGCUCCGCACGUCCACCUACCAGAAGUGCACCAGCACUCGGGAGGCAGAACAAGCUUUGGAGCAGCGACUUUCAAAGAUUGACCACACGGCUGUCCACCCACACCUCCUGGACAUGAAGAUCGGACAGGGCAAAUACGAGCAGGGCUUUUUCCCACGUUUGCAAGCGGAGGUGCUCGCUACCGGACCCACCAGCGAGAAAUCGUCGAAGAGAAGCUCCUCGGCCCAGUGGAGGAGGCGGGACAGGCUGAGGCAGCACUCGGAACACCUGCAGCUUGACAACGACCAGAGGGAGCGCUACAUCCAGGAGGCACGGAGUCUGGGGAAGAGCGUUCGUCAGCCCAAGCUCUCCGAGCUGUCGCCCUCCGUCAUCGCGCAGACCAACUGGAAGUUUGUGGAGGGGCUGCUGAGAGAGUGCCGUCUCAAGACCAAGCGGAUGCUGGUGGAGAAGCUGGGCCACGAGGCGGUGGAGCUGGGCCACGGGGAAGUGAACAUCACUGGCCUCGAGGAGAACACGCUGCUUGCCAGCCUCUGUGAUCUGCUGGAGAGGAUUUGGAGUCAUGGCCUGCAGGUCAAACAGGGGAAGUCUGCACUAUGGGCUCAUCUCCUGCGCUUUCAAGAGAAGGAAGAGAAAUUGGAGAGCAAUCCUGAGCCCGGCUCAACCGGCUCUGGAUUGGUUCCCGGGCAUGAAAGAAGAAAAUCCGAUGCCUCUCCGAUUAUGCCUCAGCUAAAAGUAUCGUUGACGCAAGACAUGAGGCACAUUCAGAAUAUGGGCGAGAUACACACUGACGUGGGGAGAGCGAGGGCCUGGGUGCGGCUCGCCAUGGAGAAGAAGCAACUCGCGAGGCACCUGAAGCAGCUGCUGUCCGACCAGGAGCUCACCAAGAAACUCUACAAGCGCUAUGCCUUCCUUCGGUGCGACGAUGAAAAGGAGCAGUUCUUGUAUCACCUUUUGUCCUUCACCACCGUCGAGUAUUUCUGCUUCACCAAUGCCUUCAGCUCCAUCGUGAUGCCGUACCGCGUGCUCAUCGUGCCCAGCAAGAAACUGGGAGGCUCCCUCACCACGGCCAACCCGUGGAUCUGUGUAUCUGGGGAACAGGGAGAGACGGGAGUCAUGCCUGUGCCGAAAAACGUGCUUGAGAUGACAUUUGAGUGCCCGAAUCUGGGGAAGCUGACGACCCUGCAGAUCGGUCACGACAAUGCCGGGCUCAUGGCAAAGUGGUUGGUGGACUGCGUCCUUGUACGGAACGAGAUUACCAGCCACACGUACAGGUUCCCUUGCGGCCGGUGGCUGGGCCGUGGUGUGGAUGACGGCAGCUUGGAGAGGAUACUGGUCGGGGAGCUGGUGACAGUGGACGGUUCGGCAGAGGACAUCACGCGAAACAAUCGCGCAACCUCUCCUCAGAACCCCCUGCCCAUGCCGAGCAGGAAGAUGGGCAUCGCAAACAAAUUCAAGUUGGACACAGGCCAAAUACAGGAGGCUGUUGGAGAAGCAGUUAACAGCCUCGUAAAACACUUCCACAAGCCAGAGAGAGAGAGGGGCAGUCUCACUCCACUGCUGUGUGGAGAAGGAGGCCUGGUCUCUGCCCUCGAGCAGGUUUUUCACCACGGCUUCAAGUCUUCUCGUCUCUUCCAGAGAACCGUUUUUCUCUGGGACCUCCUGGAAGUAUGCGUUCACCUGGAGAGCCUGGGGGAUGGGGACGGCAUCCAGGAAGAGCCCACGCCCGUGCGCAACAGUCGCAGCGGAUUCUGCCGCAUCGUCAACUCCAUCAACACCUCGCGGCGCAACAUCGGCAAGGACGACAAGUUUCAGCUACUCAUCUGCCUGGGGGCCAGGGACCACCAGCUGCACCGGUGGCUUCCCCUGAUUGUGUCAAGCCCGGCGACGAUGCAGCUGUACGAGGAGUGCGCGAUGCUGCGCGACCACUCGUUUGUCAACGCGCUCAUCCGCGUCUUGCAGAGCCUCCAGGAGUUCAACAUCAACCUGGAAGCGUCGCUCACCAAGGGGCUGGAGCUCUGACGGCAACCGCAUCCUCUGAACAGCGUUUCAUUCAUUUCCCAGAAUUAAGAAAACCGUUUUACGGUUAAAAGAAAGUUUGAAUUCAGGUAAACGUGUACAGCUUUUUUUUCCCGUCUAAUUUUUUACAUUUACGCUGAAAAUGAAUUAAGGUUGAUUCAACGAGAAGACCCUUGGCAUUCGCGGUUUGUGUUGGGCUUGCCCACCUGCCCCUCUUCCCCAUCACAUUAUUUAGUUCAGAGAAGACUUGAGUUUAUUUAUGAUACAAAGAGAUUGUGUGUUAUGCUAGGUCUGUGAGAAAUCCACACCUGCCAUGUGCUUGCUUGAUCAUCUGGCUGAUGAAGAUGCACAAUCUUUAAAUGAAACUGAUGGGGUCUGUGUGGUCCCCCUGGGCUGCCUGACCAAUUGUGCGUGAAUCAUCAUACUGUAUUGCGAAACUGUACAUCUCACUUUAAUGCUUUUCCUUUCCGAUGACGUAGGUGUACGUACGUUUUUUCUUACGCUUCCGUUCCGAUUCCGUUCCGAUUAUACGUUUACGUCAUCGGAACGGAAUCGAUUCUGAACUGAAAUCGAUUCCGAUUCUUAACUGAAAUCGAUUCCGAUUCAGAAUCGUAAGUAAAAGACCAUUCGGAAGGGGCGUAUUCUUAGGUUUUUUCGGUAAAGUCACGUGACUUUACCGAAAAACCUAAGAAUAUGAAUCCUUUCAGUCACGAAAGCUUCAAAUCUAGAAUUAACGGAAGGGGCGUGUGGCACAGUUUGGUACCAGCUAUCAUAGAGUGCGGUCCUGUCGCUCCGUUAACCGUUUGCACGUUCUGAGAUUUAGUGGUGAACGGGACACCCACCCUGCAACUUGCAGACGUCUCGGAACGGGAGAAGGGUUAAUUGCAAAUUAGGAGCAGGCUUUGAGGGUGGGGUGGUGGUUGUGAGUGUAAUGCAUUGCAGUGCAGGGUCAGUCAUGUACGAAUCAAAGGAUUACAAACUUAAGAAAUUAGAGGUGGUGUGGGGGGUUUGUAAAUGCACUUCUGAAGUGAUGUCAGGACACUGUAAACAUACUCUCCCCCAAGAAAACCACUUCAUGCCGCUGCAGCGUUACACCCGCAUCACUGGCCCUCAACGCUCUGUGGCUCAAUGUAUUCCAGAAUCAGAAAUUAGCAAGUCUGCAUUCCAGCGUGUUUUGUUAACGAAUACAAAAAAAAUGUAUAGGCGACGUAUUGGUUAUCGAUCUCUCGCAUCACGUGGGAAAGGAUGAUCAAAUUUAAUUCCUUCACCAAAACAAAGGGGGGAACUUGCAGUAUAUAUGAAAUAAAAACAGGUGAAUCAUUACAGAAUGUAACAAAUGUAUGACGACGCUAAUCCACGUGUAAUGUUAUUGUUUAGGCUUUCAAGCAGUGUUAUUUUCAUGUUUUGUUUACAAGAGAUGGAUGUCACUUAAGUCUUGUUCAUCCAGGUAUAAUCAACAAGUGCUGCCGGAGAAAUCCCGCCAGCCCAUUGCUGUUCUCGUAAAACAAGUCAAUCAAAUUUGAGACUGAUUUAAGCCAUGUGUACUUUAAGCUAUACCUUUGCAGUAAUCUGUGUAAAAUACAUUUACGUAAUUUCCUAAAGCGAAAUCAAAAGACAAUUCCCCCCCCCUCCACCCCAUUAUUUAAUUCUAAGCAAUGCAAAUGUGAACCUUGUGUAGUCAUUUGCUAUAACGCAAAUGCCGUGUACCCAUAACCCCUUGAACAGUUAUAAGCUUUAUUGAAUGUAACAGUAACAAGUACACAUCUGCCAGCUUAGUUUUAUACAUGAACAAAAUUGUACAACAUGUAACUUAUUCAAAACUAGGUUUUCGUCCAUGUAGGAAUCGGUACCUGUUUAAAAAAACACGUCUGCUGUAACUUUGCGAUUUAUUUUUUUUGUCUUGCAAGAAAUUUUGCCGUCUGCCUGUUCCUUUUGUGUGUUGUGAAAUUGUCAAGAGUGCUUCGUUUAAUUUAAGCUGUUUAGUUUGAAAUAAAAAACUUUGCAACUUGAA